GAUUUUCUAGUAUAAAUAUCCAUGUUCCAUUUCUCAACCCAGAACCCCUAACCUUGCAAGGUUCCAUGAGACCACAGAGCGCUAGCGCAUUAGCUGCUACAACGGUGGUGUUUCUGUCUUUGAUCUGCAUCAUCCAGCUUUUCGUCUCGGUCACGGGAGUGUCCAGCUUUGUGAUGGAUAAUUCUCCAAAUAAGGCACGGCCCGAUGCUGCAGCUGCCGCCGACAAUCCAGAGGUUGUACUCCCUGAUGCCGUCAACGUUGAGGUCGACAGUGUGCCAGCGGUUGAUCACGAACACCCAGAUCCAGGAGACGUAUUGGCUUGGGCAUACAGACAGGGUCAAAUUCAUGCGGACCCACUUAUGCAAAGGGUGGAAACCAUUGGAGCGCUGCUCGACAUGGAACUACAGAUUGUUCCCCCAAUGCCCCACGCAGAGAUCUUGGCAGCACUGGAUGAGCUUGCCAUGCUACCCAUGCCUACCAUCGAUCCUGCUCCCGUGGCCUCACAAGAGAUGGAUAUAGAUACCGAGGGGGUGGAAGGUGAUGUGCCGCCACCCCCGCCAAGUCCCUGAGCCACACAUAUAAGCUGCCGAUUUCAAUCGACUAUUUUACUAUCCGGGAAUAAUUAAUAAAUAUCGGCUGCAUUGUGAUUUUAUCUCACAUUUUGCUUCAGAUUCGUGAUCAUAAACAGUGCAAUGCUUUUGUUUACUUCAGUUCUUGUUGCGUACCCUUGGUUCAAUCAGCACUGACGACCUGUUUUGUAUGCACCUAGACUAGUUAGAUAUAUGCAUGUUUCGCUGCCUUUUGUAAAAAUAUGUUGUAUGUGCAUCUGGAUCUGCAUCUUCUGUGUUCUGUGUUUUGGACUAAUUGUGUCAAAUUA
Molecule: messenger RNA, 877 nt
Organism: Hordeum vulgare subsp. vulgare (domesticated barley)
Lineage: Eukaryota; Viridiplantae; Streptophyta; Magnoliopsida; Poales; Poaceae
Exons: 3
Coding region: 66-569 (167 amino acids)
Source: RefSeq, a predicted model, not a curated record